AUGUCCAAAUCAAAAUUUAAGGCAAUGUUGAUCGUUUUUUUUGACAUUAACGGUAUCGUGAUGACUGAAUGGGUUCCAGAGGGUCAGACUGUCAACCAGAUUUACUAUUUAUCAGUUUUGGCAACACUGCGAGAAAGAGUUCGUAAGAAGCGGCCCGAGUUGUGGAAGAACAACUCGUGGAUUUUGCACCAGGACAACGUACCUGCCCAUAACGCGCUAUAUGUGAAGCAGUAUUUGGCCGGUAAGCGCACUCCAGUGCUCGAACACGCGCCGUACUCGCCAGAUUUGGCACCGUGCGACUUUUUUUUGUUUCCAAAGAUAAAAUCUGCUUUGAAAGGGACCCGAUUUGAGUCGAUGGAAGCGGUUAAGCAAAAAACGGCAGAGCUCCUAAAGGCCCUCACUAAAGAAGACUUCCAGCACUGCUUUGAUCAAUGGAAAAAACGUAUAGAAAAGUGUAUGGCGAGGGGAGGGGAGUAUAUUGAAGGGGAGCAUUUGAAUGUAGAAUAAUUUUUAUUAUAAAACACUUUUUCGCAAUCAGUCCCGUUAUUUAAUAGCCACAUCUCGUAAAUAGCAUAUCCUUACGAUGAGUAGAUAUCGCUUUAAAGUAUAUGUUAUUUGACAAAAAAAAUAUGGAAUUGAAUGUAUAUGUUUAAUUUUCGUUCCUGUUAUUAAUUGUUUGAUUUAUCUCUUACAUUACAUAAUAUUUUAUUUGACAUUAUGUAUGAUAGCUUAAAUAGCAUAUCAUUACAGUUUUUAAAAUCGAUUUUGUGUAAUAUAAUAUAAUAUCAUCUAUCUUUACAGUAGACGUAUCAAAAAAGAUAAAUUAUAUAUUUAUUUAAUUUAAUAUGAAUUACACGUGCAUUUUACAUCGACAUUGAAUAUAUAUUUUACGUAGAGUUUCUUAUCUCAUUUAAAUAAAAAUAAAUCAAUGUAUUUGAGAUAAAAAUGUAUAUCCUAUAAUAGUAAAUAAUGGAAUUGAUUUAAUAUUUAGGUAUUUCUAUUGAUCGUAAUAAAAACCUACGUGUAAUAUAUUACUAUAAACCUCUUCAUGUUUCGACUAUUUUCCAAUUAAGUUGAUUUCGACCGGUAUUCAAUUUGUAUGAAUGGAAAUCUCAUUUGGCUUACCUUUUUUGAUUUUAAAACAUCUUAUGUUCCAUCCAGCCAAUAUUUACUGAAGAUUUUAGAUUCUGGGUUUAGCGAAGAAUGUAUUGGUCUUACAAAGAUGUUUAUUACUUUUUUUUUAUGUUAACACUUUUUAUAUGAAAAACGAUUCGAAGCAAAGUUAAGUUUUGUAUGAUUUGAAAGGCUGACGGUCGUAAUAUUUAGGAUUUUCGUCAAAGUUUGAUGUUAAAACUCUUAACACUUAACUUUUUUUUUGAUCACUUAAUACAAGUAUAAUUUUUGAUAAACUUCUUAUUAAAUUGUCAAGAAUUUCUGUUUGUUUAUACAAUUUUAUUCAUAGAUUAUCAAAUACCGACUACCUACCAAUUAAAAAUUAUGUAAAAACUCGCAAAAUAAAAAUGUAUUUUAAGCUUUAAAACUUGUGUUAGUUAUUACAACUUUUUCUAACAUUUAUUUUGGCAAAUUGUAAAUAUUAUGAAUAGAUUAAUUGAAAUAAAUUCCUGUAUUAUAUGGUAAUUAUUGUUUUAGUUUUUAUUAUUCAAUUUAUUGAUAUUAGGUACUUCAUUUUUAAUAAAGUUUAAUUAUGAAUUGCAUCCAAACAUUGUUAUCUAAUACUUCGAUUUUGAUUCUACUCCCAUUUACUUUGAGAAAACUUGCAUCUUAACAAUAAUAACUAUUACCUACACUAUGAUUUAUCAUCUUUAACUUAAACAGUACCUAUUGCAUCGUGGUGUGUGACUAUUUUAUUUGUUGGUGUCAUAAUAUACUGUUGAUUGUAAAUAAUAUAAUAUUUGUAAAUGUUUUGCAUACGUGAAAUGUUUUAAGUUUGUCAAUGCCGUGUAGUCAAAGUUUGUAGUUUGUAAAUGCUGUUAUUGUUAAAUUGUUAUCAAUUUUUAAUUUAAUUUUUGUUUUGUUAUUUUUUUUUUAACUUUAAAACUUGUAUUUGAAAUGUCGAUUUUUUAGUACUUUAAAAAACUUUUUUAAAGGAAAUUCGAUAAAAGUACGGGGACUCUUUGCUUUAUUGCCAGACGAGACGGUCAUACUUUUAUUAAGUUUAGUUGAUGUAGACAUGUUUUUAAAUUGUAGACUUGUUUGCAAAAGAUCAAGAGCGCUAAGUGACACGUAUAUUUUUCAAGACAAAGCAUCACAAGAAAACGAAUUUGUAAAUAACGGUAAAGGGUAUUACAGUUUCUCUAAAAUUGAUUCAGAUAUCGUUCGAAGAUUAGAUUUUCCAUGA
This is a messenger RNA of Cinara cedri, 2359 nucleotides long. The record is from the annotation of a GenBank genome assembly. NCBI's taxonomy places the organism in Eukaryota, Metazoa, Arthropoda, Insecta, Hemiptera, Aphididae.